This is a messenger RNA of Malaya genurostris, 5716 nucleotides long. RefSeq names its product trifunctional purine biosynthetic protein adenosine-3 (gene Gart). The coding region runs from base 1548 to 5666 and encodes 1372 amino acids. The record is from RefSeq and is a predicted model, not a curated record. Gene Ontology annotation, cellular component: cytosol. NCBI's taxonomy places the organism in Eukaryota, Metazoa, Arthropoda, Insecta, Diptera, Culicidae. The transcript has 7 exons. Gene Ontology annotation, molecular function: phosphoribosylglycinamide formyltransferase activity; ATP binding; phosphoribosylformylglycinamidine cyclo-ligase activity. Gene Ontology annotation, biological process: adenine biosynthetic process; 'de novo' IMP biosynthetic process.
UCUACCGUUGUGUAGAUUCAACCUUCAGAUACAAUUCCCAAUUUGUGACUUAGGAAAAUAUGCACUAGUUUUCAUACCAAGUCGCGCAGAAAAAAGCAACUCAAAAUCCAAUAUUUUUGGGUUAUGGGGCAAAAUCAGACUAUAAAGCUUCACACAAAAAUUAAGAACGAAUACCAUGGGGUAAAAAUAUCCAGAUAGGUUCAACCUUUCGUGAAACUCACGUCUCAGUCUCUAGAUACUAACUGACGUCUGUCUGUCACAUGAAAGGGCGAUUACAAAGUCAAUCCAUGGAUCUAAAUAAUUGCAGGUUUAUUAGAUACUUCAGCUGUGGUAGACCACUGUCCGGUCUAGCCUCGAUCUCACCUUAUAAUUUCUUGAGAUUCGUGAGGGGGCUUGAUCUCCUAAGUCCCCACCCCCUGUAUACGCGCCUGGCUAACCGUAAUAUCGUUCCGGAAUGCUGUUUCUUAAGUUCUUCUAAAGUGAAGAAAUGAAUAAUGAAAAGAAAUCGGGACAAAACGGUCUAGUUGUGUAAUUUAUUCCCGUUUCCGGAAAUACAUAUUGGUCACAAAAAUCCAGAAGGGUUUCUCAAAAUUGGCGGAACAGAUGUUCUUAAACUUCACAUUCAAAUAAAAAGGCCUUAUAGCCCCAUAAAUAACUGUGUUUAUCUCGGCCCGGUAGUUAGGUUACUAAUGCUAAAAAUGACAACCUUCAUUCAAAAUAUGAUGCAAAAAACAACAACGAAAAAACAAGUUCCAAUACAUAGGUCUUGUUAGUUUAUGGUCAUAGCAACCUACAUCGGCUAUAACCGUGAUGGCCAACAUUCAAAAAUGGAGCAUGUAUCAGUUUGUAUUAAUGAUAAUGAUAAUGUGGAAGCGAACAGUCGAUAAGGUGGUUGCAAUGUGCCCCCUAUUCUAAAUGCAUAGCGAAUUACACUCAAUUUACACAUGUUUUUACACUAUUUCAUUUCAGUGGACUGUAUUGUAGACUAUAUUGUUUGUUGCUUUCCUUAAAACACUUGCUAGUAAAAAUUAAUGCCAAUACGUAAUUGCUCUAAAUGUGACAAAAAUUUUGUAAUUGUGCGAGCUUUGUAGGAAGUGAUGUUGAGUUAUUUUUUUUUAAGUUCUCGUAAAAAAAAUAUUAUCAAUAAAGGGUUAUUUUAUCAUACGUUUAUGUAGGUAGUUUCAUCUCUGGGUGUAAACAGGAUUCAUAGGUAUAUAAAUUGAAUGCAUAGUUGUGUCUAUUUACUAUAUACGUACGUGAUACAUAUACAAGCGUAUAGGUAAUAACAACCUAAGCGCAUCGCCCGACUCCACUCAUAUCAAUUCGAUCACUCAGAUAGUUCGCACAUGUUUUGGAAAUUAAGCUGAUCAGUUCAUUUGCCGGUGUCAGAUUCAGUGCAAUUAGUUCAACUUAUGUUUUGAUUGAUAAGUGUGAACCAAGUGGACAUCAUUUUCUGUACUAAGCCUUUAUCAGUUAGAUUUGAACUGUAUUCUGUUGAGUGCCAUAGUUUUCAAACUUUGCCGGUAGGCAGGGAAAAUAAGUGAAACAUGAAUCCUAUGUUGAAGAAUGUUCUGGUUAUUGGAGGUGGAGGCCGCGAACAUGCCUUAUGUUGGAAGUUAACACAAAGUGCAAAAGUAGCAAAUGUCUUUGCACUUCCAGGUAGUCCCGGAAUUGAACAGUUGGAGAAAGUAACACUGGUCAGCGAUAUCAACGUGAAAGAUUUCGAUGCCAUAGUAUCUUGGUGUAAAAACAACUCAAUACAUUUAGUAGUAGUGGGACCUGAAGAUCCUCUCGCUGAAGGUCUCGGGGAUAUUCUGCGACAAGGAGGGAUUAAAUGUUUUGGUCCUGGUAAAAAAGGUGCUCAAAUUGAGGCGGAUAAAAAUUGGUCCAAAGACUUCAUGCAUCGCCAUGGAAUCCCGACUGCUCGCUAUUCGUCCUUUUCCAAUGCAGAUAAGGCAAAGGCAUUUAUUCGAAGUGCAUCGUAUGAAGCCUUGGUCGUAAAAGCCAGUGGUCUAGCUGCCGGAAAGGGUGUAAUCGUGGCCAACGACAAGGACCAGGCAUGUUCUGCAGUAGAGGAAAUCCUGGGCGAUCGUAAGUUCGGUUCUGCUGGUGACGUUGUAGUAGUCGAGGAGAAACUUUCUGGUGAAGAAAUUUCCGUACUGGCAUUCGUAGAUUCGAAUACCGUGCGUGUGAUGCUGCCUGCCCAGGAUCAUAAGCGACUGCGGAAUGAGGACCUUGGCCCUAACACCGGUGGAAUGGGUGCAUACUGCCCCUGUCCGAUUAUUAAAGCACAUGAACUGGAAAUUGUUACACGCGAAGUUUUGCAACGAGCUGUAGAUGGAUUGCGCAAGGAAGGCAUCAAGUAUAAUGGAGUGCUGUAUGCCGGAAUGAUGCUUACUCCUAAUGGACCAAAAACAUUGGAAUUCAACUGUCGUUUCGGUGACCCGGAAACUCAGGUCAUUUUACCUUUGCUGGAAAGCGACCUCUUUGAAGUUAUGGAGGCAACGUGUGACGAUCGUUUGGAUGGGAUCAAAUUGAAAUUUCGCGAAGUAGUCAGUGCUGUCGGAGUUGUAAUGGCCAGCAAAGGUUAUCCGGAAACUUCUACUAAAGGAUGUGUUAUAAAGGGUCUCGACACAAUUGCCAAACGUCCGGACCACAUGGUUUUCCACAGUGGAAUAGGCAGAAACACCGAAGGCGAAUUCGUUACUAAUGGAGGUCGUGUGCUGAUCAACGUUGUCUUGCAUUCCAAUCUACAAACGGCAGCUGCUUUGGCGACAGCAGCCUGUUCCGAUGUACAAUUUGCUGGAUCGCAGCAUCGAACCGACAUCGCCCAGAAGGCAUUAAAACACGUGAGUCUAUCCUACAAAGCUAGCGGAGUAGAUAUAGAUGCUGGAGAUGCACUGGUGCAGCGAAUUAAACCACUUGCCAGAGGUACCAAACGGACAGGAGUUUUGGGAGGUCUUGGUGGAUUCGGAGGACUUUUUCGUUUGAAUGAGGUAACCUACGAAAAUCAUUUAGGAAAGCGUGUUCGCUAUCAGGAUCCGGUACUAGUACAGGGAACGGAUGGUGUCGGGACUAAGCUGAAAAUUGCCGAAGCAAUGAACUGUUGGGACACAAUUGGGAUCGAUCUGGUAGCGAUGUGUGUGAACGACGUAUUGUGCGAAGGAGCAGAACCGUUGGCAUUCUUGGAUUACAUUGCUUGUGGUAAAUUAGACGUUCCAACGGCUGCGCUGAUAGUCAAGGGGAUCUCAGAAGGUUGUCGAGAGUCGAAAUGUGCCUUGUUAGGUGGAGAAACGGCUGAAAUGCCCACGAUGUAUGAAGCAGGCAAGUACGAUUUGGCUGGUUAUUGUGUAGGAGUCGCAGAACAUCAUGCACUACUAUCUAGAAUUCCGGACAUACGGGAAGGUGAUCUUGUUAUUGGAAUACCAUCUAGUGGAGUUCAUAGCAAUGGUUUUAGUCUGGUGAAUAAAAUUUUAGAAUCAAAUGGGCUUAAGCUCACCGAUGUAGCUCCAUUUAGCGAGAACGGAUAUACGUUUGGGCGAGAGUUCUUGACCCCUACACGACUGUAUGUAGAUUCUGUGCUUCCCUUGCUACGGAAGGGCAAUGUAAAAGCACUAGCGCAUAUAACGGGAGGAGGAUUAACAGAAAAUAUUCCCAGAGUUCUUCCCAGUGGUCUUGGGGUCGAAUUGGAUUCGAACAAUUUUGAAAUUUUGCCUGUGUUCGGUUGGUUAGCGGCAAACGGAAAUGUUCCUAGUUCAGAAAUGUUAAGGACAUUCAAUUGCGGCAUUGGAAUGGUAUUAUUGGUACCUGCCGAUGAUGAUAAAUGGAAAUCAUUGGAACCAUUUGGAGGUACUAAAAUUGGCCAUGUCGUGCGUCGUGAAACAUCAACCUCCCCGCAAGUAAAAGUAGAAAACUUCAGUGAAGCUAUUGCCAAAGCAUCCGAGCCGUAUCGAGCGAACGACCAGAAGGGCUCUAUUUCGUACAAAGACAGUGGAGUAGACAUUGUUGCCGGAGAAGAUUUGGUAAUGAAAAUUAAAUCAAUGGCUAAGGCAACCGUUAGAAAUGGUUGCCUCAAAGGGUUAGGCAGUUUCGGUGGUCUAUUUCGCUUGAAGGACGUCAGUAGUUUCAAAGAUCCAGUACUAGUCAUGGGUACUGAUGGUGUCGGAACGAAGUUGAGAAUAGCCCAGAAAAUCAACAAUCAUGGAACAAUUGGUAUUGAUCUUGUGGCAAUGUGUGUCAAUGAUAUCCUUUGUAAUGGAGCUGAUCCGUUAAGUUUCUUAGAUUAUUAUGCGUGCGGUAAACUAAACAUUCCAGUUGCAGCGGAAGUGAUUUCCGGUAUUUCUAAAGGGUGCUUGCAGAGCAACAGUGCUUUGUUGGGUGGUGAAACAGCUGAAAUGCCAGGAAUGUAUGAAGAAGGAAGUUACGAUUUAGCUGGAUUUACGCUUGGUGUUGUAGAAUACGAUCAGAUGCUGCCUAAUACGAGUGCCAUAAUGGAAGACGACCUAGUAAUCGGCAUUCCAUCAUCCGGUGUACAUAGUAAUGGCUAUAGUUUAGUCCACAAAAUCUUGGACUAUGCCGCGGUCACAUACAAUGACAUAGCACCUUUCAGUGCCACAGGAAAAUCGUUUGGAGAGGAACUGCUUACCCCAACCAGAAUUUAUGUUAAAGAAAUUCUGCCAUUGUUCAAGCAUAACGUGAUAAAAGCCUUGGCUCAUAUAACUGGUGGUGGUCUUUCCGAGAACAUUCCAAGAAUUCUUCCUCAAGGUAUUGGAGUAAAACUCGAUUCAAGGAACUUUCAUAUACCGCCAAUUUUCGGCUGGCUAUCUAAAACUGGAAACGUAUCGGAACGGGAGAUGCUAAGGACAUUUAAUUGCGGUGUGGGUAUGACUCUAAUUGUUGCGCCGAAACAUGUUCAAUUUGUACUGGAAAACCUACAAGGUUCAGGAGCGACAUUGAUUGGUAAAGUGAUUACAUGCACUUCCACUGAAGAAAGAGUUAAAGUUGCUAAUUUUGCCGCGUCAUUGAGGACAUCGCAGAUAACCUGCUGUUUGUCGAAGAAACGCAUUGCCGUACUGAUUUCAGGGUCCGGAAGUAACCUUCAAGCAUUGAUCGAAGCUACCAGAAAUUCCGCGUUCGGAAUUCGAGGCGAAAUCGUGUAUGUUAUUUCAAACAAGAGUGGAGUUUUUGGUUUGGAACGAGCUGAGAAGGCAGGUAUUAAAUCAAAGGUGAUACUUCAUAGAAACUUUCCCACCAGAGAACAAUUUGACGAUGCCAUGUCCGAAGAGCUCGCAAAGCAGAAUAUCGAUCUGGUUUGCCUAGCCGGCUUUAUGAGAAUUCUGUCGGAAGCGUUCGUUAGAAAAUGGAAAGGUCGUUUGAUAAAUAUUCACCCUGCGCUGCUACCAAAGCACAAAGGAAUUCACGCACAACGGCAGGCAUUGGAGGCAGGAGAUUCAGAGUCUGGUUGCACGGUGCAUUUCGUGGACGAAGGUGUCGACACAGGUGCUAUCAUUCUGCAAGAAAUAGUACCCAUACUGAAGAACGACACGGAGGCGACACUGACGGAGAGAAUUCACCGUGCUGAGCAUGUGGCAUUUCCAAAAGCUUUGCGAUUGAUUGCUAAUGGCUUGGUCAGUCUUGGGCAGGACAGUAAAACGGUGUGGCAUUGAGUGAAUUUCGACGGUUAUCGAAUGUAUGUAAUAAAGAUUUUGUAGAAUAA